Messenger RNA from Zootermopsis nevadensis, 2609 nucleotides. RefSeq names its product ganglioside induced differentiation associated protein 2 (gene Gdap2). NCBI's taxonomy places the organism in Eukaryota, Metazoa, Arthropoda, Insecta, Blattodea, Termopsidae. The record is from RefSeq and is a predicted model, not a curated record.
UUUUGAAAAUGGCCGCCCCAUAACAGAGAUGUUGCAUUUAGCGAAGAAGGUCUGUAAUAGCUGUGCCCAAGUAUCCAUUUACUCCUGGUACAAACAAUUCCAACAACCAUGGCUUCCAUCACUAUGGACUGUGCACAAAGUCUGGGACGAGUUUCCUUGUGAAUCGAGGAACAAACAUCGAGUUUCUGUGAAUCGUGUACAAAACAUUUCAGAUUUUUUGUAUCGACUGGCGUAGAUGUGAAGUUUUGAAUGAGGUUGGUGAUGGAUCCGCUUGGCACGGCAGCCGAGGUAGUGGAAUUGGAAUCGCUGAAACGAUGGAGUCAGACCCCACCAGUGCAUCACCUGACAGACUACAGUGCCAUAGGAGAGGAACAGAAGCAUAUAACCAGUCCCUUUCCAUUCGACCCUUCGAUCAAUGACAAAAUAGCGCUGUGGUCAGGAGAUAUUUCUCUUCUGUCUGUGGAUGCCAUUGUAAACUCCACCAAUGAAUCUAUGACAGAAAGGAGUUCGAUAAGCGAUAGGAUAUAUUCCAGAGCUGGACCAGCACUCAAAGAGGAGGUACGCCAAGACGUGAAGGAAUGUCGGACUGGAGAAGUACGAGUAACCCAGGGCCAUAAUCUGCCAGCACGAUAUGUGAUCCAUACUGUUGGCCCAAAGUACAACAUAAAAUACCAAACAGCAGCAGAGAAUACCUUACAUUCCUGUUAUAGGAAUGUUCUUCAGAAGGCUUGUGAGCUGAAUUUACCUGCAGUUGCCGUGUGCGUCAUCAACUCAGUUCGGAGGAACUUCCCUCCAGAUGAAGGUGCACACAUAGCAUUGCGCACGGUGAGGAGGUUCCUGGAACAGCACAGAAAUUCUUUAGAUGUUGUGAUAUUUGCGGUGGAUAACAUCGAUGUAGGGAUUUAUGAAGUAUUGCUCCCCUUGUACUUUCCACGAUCGUUACAAGAGGAAGAAACAGCUUUAUGGCAGUUACCUGCCAAUGUAGGAGGUCCUGAUGGUGAACCUAUACUCCCAGAUAGACAAAUUCGCAUCAUUGAUAACCCUCAGCAUUCAUUAGAUGGUGAGGAAUCAAUUGACCUCUCUUUGCAACUUGAAACUUCAGUAACUGUUGGGGAACACGCCUUCAGCCAGAUGCAGGGUGACUUGGACCAACAGAGGCUCCUCGGGGAGCGACCGCAGACUGAUCCUAUAAGUGAACUGAUGAUUAAGGAGAUGCAGAACAAGGAAAGAUAUGAACGUCUGCUUCGCCGUGCCAAAACUGAAGAUUUGUCAGAAGUAUCUGGCAUUGGGUGCCUCUACCAGAGUGGAUAUGAUCGAUUUGGAAGACCUGUGAUAGUGUUUGUUGGGAAGUGGUUUCCGUUCAGGGAAAUUAGUCUUGACAAGGCGUUGUUAUAUUUAAUCUACUUGCUGGAUCCUUUGGUGAAGAGUGACUAUGUAAUAACUUACUUCCACACCUUAACAACUAAUGCAAAUCAUCCAUCCUUCACAUGGCUGCGAGAAGUAUAUAAUAUUCUGCCAUACAAAUAUAAGAAGAAUCUCAAAGCCUUUUAUAUCAUUCAUCCUACAUUUUGGACAAAGAUGAUGACAUGGUGGUUCACUACAUUCAUGGCACCAGCUAUAAAACAUAAAGUGCACAGCUUGCCCGGAGUUGAAUACCUGUAUAGUGUAAUGUCUCCUGAUCAGCUGGAGAUUCCAGCUUACAUUACUGAGUACGACAUGUCGAUGAAUGGCUUGCGCUACUUUCAACCAGAAUCUCCUACUUAAGUUGAGUGAGUUCUUGUACCAUAUGGUUCUAAAUGCAUUUGUUUGUGUUAUGUAACAGUGAAUCUGACUGAAGAGACAUACAAUAUAUGCGUAAAUGUAGGUAGAUAUGCAAAGAUCUAUAGUAAAAAGAAAGAAUUUGUGUGCAAAAGUAAUAAUAUUGAGAGCUUUAUUCACAUAGUGACUUAGGGGUAAAUGGAGUGCAGCAUGGGAAAUAAUCUUAAUACCUGCUUGAUGUUAAAAAGAUUUUAUGCAUAACGUCAGUAAUGCAACGUCAUUAGUUUAACAGAUGUUUGACUCAAGCUGAGCUAACAAGUUUGUAAACAAGUAAUGUAACAGCAGCUUGUCUGGUAUAUUCGUAAUUUACACUAGUUGUAGAGUAUGACAAAAUGUUACAUUACAAACGAAAAGUUAUUUGUUAGCAAAAUACUGCCAUGACUAGUUUGAAGAAAUAUUUGAAAGUUAUAAAUUUACAGUAAGUUCUUGUUGAUUUAUUGGAGAAGUUAUAUUACAUAGUUUAUAAUUAAAUACUAACUCUUAUUAAUAGGGGCUGCAAAAUGUGAUAUGCUAAGAGAAAUUAUUAAUAUUAUGUCCUGAUACCUCCUUGGUAUAGUUGUAAAUGUAUAUAAUCCUGUUAUGGUUAUUAUUUUUUGCAUAAUCUUCUAAAUGUUGAAGAUACCUAAUCUUAAGUAUGAUUUCUGCACUACUUAAAUAUAUAUUAUUAUUCUGCAAGUAAAUGUUUGAAGAAAUUGCAUUUAAUGUAAUUAAGUGCCGUUUCUUUAAUGGUCGUUUUCAGACAUCUGGACACUGAUAGAAUUGAAAUGUUGUGUAAACUUAAGAGACUUAUG